Messenger RNA from Leguminivora glycinivorella, 5017 nucleotides. It is a transcript of the gene pygo, whose product is annotated as protein pygopus. The record is from RefSeq and is a predicted model, not a curated record. NCBI's taxonomy places the organism in Eukaryota, Metazoa, Arthropoda, Insecta, Lepidoptera, Tortricidae. The coding region runs from base 488 to 1951 and encodes 487 amino acids. The transcript is spliced from 3 exons.
CGCAGUAAUGAACGCAUUCACAAAAACUCUUUAUUUCUGAACGCUACCGUUACGUAACUACGCCCUCUGGCGGCAAUUUUCUGGUAAAAAUACUUCGUGAAUGUGGCGUGUGUUGUUUGGAUUAUUGAGAGUCGUAAAUAAAAAAGCAAUCAAUGGUUUAUUAAUAUUUGUUAUAAGUAUACUAUAGGUGUCUUUAGACAACACUAUUCCAAGGGACAAUAAGUGGAAACGAAUAUCUUCAUGGGAGACGUGGUCUAAAUUUGGUAUUUUGUCAUAUGUUGCACGCCUGCCUUGGGGUCUCUGAAGAGGACAAAAAAAAUAAUCAGUAAAUCCGAUGCUAAAUUGAUAAUGCCAAAUAGACACAUUCAGUCUCCUGGCACGUUACAGCGCUUUCUCGUGACAAUGCGAAGUCUUUAUGUGUGAACGUGUAUUUCGCGUGAGCUAUAUUCAUGAUGGUUAUUAGAGUGGACACUGAAUAAGAGUCAGCAUGAGUCACAACUUGGCUGGGAUGCCCGGCGCCUAUAGGCUGCCCGGGCCGGGCCUGGGCCCGCCGGACUUCAAGCCGCCCAUGGAGACACCCACGCCUUCUGCGCCAGCACCAAGUAAUCCUAAAAAGAGGAGAAAAACAUCAAAUGCUAAUAAUGCCCUUGCACCACAACCACCACCCACCGCACAAGACCUGCUGCCUCCACCAUUAACGGGAUAUGGAGACACCAUAGUUGCAUCAAAUCCCUUUGAUGAUUCUCCAUCUACUAUUUCUCACAAUGGCCCUAUGAUGAGCCAGAAUGGCCCAAUGAUGAGUCAAAAUGGUCCCAUGGGUAUGAUGGGACCGAUGCACAGUAUGGGCGGACCCCCAAUGAGGCACAUGAGCCCUUUACCCCAUAGUAUGAGUCCAAUGAAUCAGCAAAUGCCUCCUCGAGGUAUCAGUCCUAUGGGUAACAUGAGUCCGAUGGGUCAUAUGGGUGGAAUGUCACCGAUGGGAGGCCCAAAUAUGGGAAUGAGCAAUCACAGUAUGGGUCCAGGCAUGGGGCCUGCGUCAAGGUCAAUGGGCAGUCCCAUGAGCCCUAUGAAUUCUAUGCCAAUGGGAUCACCAAUGUCUUCCGGGCCGAUGGGAAGCCCUAUGAAUAUGGGGUCAAUGGCAGGCAGCCACAUGAGCAACAGUCCAAUGGGGCCACCCAUGCACAGUCCUUUAGGAGGAGGGUCCAUGAAUGGGCCAAUGAAUGGCCCUAUGGGUGGUGGUGGACCUGGUAUGAAUGUGCCUCGAAUGAAUGGCCCUAUGGGUCCCAGUUGUUCUAAUGGUUCUAUGGGCCCAAGCAGUUCUAUAAUGUCAUCAAACUCAAUGCAAAGUGGAGGAAUGGGACCAGGUCACUGUGGUCCCAUAAGACAUGGUAGUCCAAUGGGCUCUGGAAUGGGAGGAGGGCCCAUGGGAGGGAAUGGUCCAAUGUCAUCAAUGGGCCCGGGUCCACCAUACUCGAGCAGCCACAUGGGACACGGUGGUCCCAUGGGGAUGGGAGGCAGUGGUAAUAUGGGGAUGGGUCCGGGCCCUGGUAAUAUGGGUAAUUGUGGGCCUCUGGCAGGCAUGAGUGGCAUGGCAAUGGGCGGUCCUGGAGGGCAAGGAGUGGGCCCGAUGGGACAAGGAAUGGGAAUGUUUGGGCCAAAGCCAAUGCCUGUUAGUGCUGGGAAAGUGUAUCCUCCAGAUCAACCAAUGGUGUUUAACCCACAGAACCCAAAUGCUCCUCCCAUCUACCCUUGUGGAGUAUGUCACAAAGAAGUACAUGAUAAUGACCAAGCCAUUCUCUGUGAAUCUGGAUGUAACUUCUGGUUCCACAGAGGCUGCACAGGCCUAACGGAGCCGGCCUUCCAGCUCCUCACCGCAGAAGUGUAUGCUGAGUGGGUGUGUGACAAGUGCUUGCACACUAAGAACAUCCCAUUGGUUAAAUUCAAGCCCUAGCGCGAGGUGCGCGCCGCAUCACAAGUAUUUAUUCCACUAAAUGGACUCUGUGAUUCACUCUCUUAAUUUAUUCACGCAUGGAGGUUGUGACAUGAAAGCUAGGGAUAUACCAACCUAUUUGCGCUCCGAUUGGAACUUAUUUUGCUGCCUUGAGGACUGAAAUGACAUUGUAAAGUUCUCUGAGCCUAUUUUACUCCAAGUUAUGUAUAUUUUAAAGCUGCCCAAAGUUAUAUUUGAUUUGAAUUAACAACUGAGCUAAACCUAUUAUUUUAGGUUUAGCUUUUAAUCUUAAACCAUGCCUCUUGACAAUAUGACUAGAUUUGAGUAGAUGUCACACUAAGUUUCAUAGAAACUCAUGCAGCAAUUAUCAAUCUGAUAGGAGAGUUAAUGUUACUUGUUGCUUUCAUGUCGCACAAAAAUGUCUGCCUCUUUGACUGUAGUCUGUAUAAGAUCGAUCUCGGAAUUUGGUGUAAGGAGGGUCAAAUCAUCUAUUGUCGACAUCCAUUAAUGCCACUUUUUUUACAGAAGUGCUAAAAAUGUCAACCAAUAGAUGAUUUACCUUCAUUGAAUGGAAGAUGCGUUGUGUCGUAAUGGAAGGUUACUUUUCGUGCUAUAUUAUUGAGUGUGAAUGACGAAUGCAGACGAUCCUACUAUGUCUAGUCUGUUGUCAUUAAGACUAGUUUUAAUCUAAUGCUAAGAUGUGGAGACGAAUGCAAGCUGCCGGAGUGAUCGCAUUAGGCAUAUCCAAUAAAGCAAUUGAAUGUUUUUCGGAAACGCAGUUUUGGCAGCACAAUUUAGGUAGAGGAAUUUUUGUUUAUUUCUUUCUAUGCCGUGUUUGUGUUGCUUGAGUCUAUGUGUAUAUUGUAAAUAUCGUUUAUUAAUAAUGAAUUAAUCUAAUUCUAUUUCCGCCUUCAAAGUUUUGUGAGCUAUAGGUGUACGGAUUGUAUGUUAUAUACGGUACACAUGAACUGUAGCCACGGCGCGAGUAGGCCUCCACUUGCGAUUAAAUAGUCGAACGACUGCCGGCGACAGUCGCGAUUGUCGCAAGCGCCCUCUGUACAUUUCGCUAUUAUAGUAAUAAGUAAUAAUGAAUUAAUGAAGCCGUUGUACUUACUAUGUCGAGCCUAUGAUUUGCAUGUAACUUAAGCGCAUUACGUACGUGUAAAUACGACAUACGACGAAUCCAUACUUACGCUUUGAUAAGGAUAAGAGUGUUAAAAUGUGUUUGUCAAUUUUUAACUUUUUGGAGAUUUUUUUAAUAAUAGCAUUAUUAGCGUUAUUGUGUUUUUUAUCGAAUGUAUAUACAUAUAUUGUAUAGGUUGUAACGGACUGAGAUUAAGAAAUAUUUCGGCCCCCGGUUGUGACCGCCGAGUGACUCCGCGCGGCUACAAUAUAUUUAUUUCAUUUACACAAGUUACACCUAUGUUGUUCCCAGCAAGAGGUACCGUGUCAGUUGAUAAUAAGACUAUUAAUAAUUAAUGUAUAAUUAGAAAUGGUCCUUAUUAACAAUUAAAUGGGUUGGUACCUUUUGUCUGAGAAUGUAUGUCAGCAUAGUUAUUUUCUGACUACAUUUAUUGUAACUCCAUAAGUGUAAGUAGAGUUUUGUCUUCUAGUAGAUUACCCAGUGACGAUGUUAAUCUUGCCUGGACGGGGCCCGGCCGUCUUCUUUAGUGCCUGUUAGCCGUAAGAUCGUAGGUAAAUUCAGAGCAAAUGUAUCUAUUUGUCACUUUCUCAAAAGGUAGCAUUUGGUCGUUUAACAAGAAGGAUCCUUAUUGCACAUUUUAGGUUGGUGCCGACUUACUGUGGUGCGGCUAAAUGAUACCUUUGCCCUAUGAAUAACUUAAUUAAAACACCUUUAAUGUUUUUCAAGCAAUCGAAACAUUUGAAUUUAAGUUUUUAAAAGAAAACAUGAAUUAAAAUAGAACCUAUUUAUUUCCAUGUGACUCUUUAAGAAAUUUCGUUGGAUCACACAUUUCUUACACAACUAAGAACGUGAGUCGCUUAAUUUCAAUUUCUUAUAAAUCCCUCAAUCAGACUGCGUUUUUAGUAUUAAGAAAAGAUCAUGGAUACUUCCUAAGGCCCACUUGCACCAACCACUUAACAGGGUAAGAGGGCUGUCAUUUGUCAAAUUCCAUAUAAAAUGGUGGGUUAACCUCAGGAUUAACCCACCAUUUUCGUUGGUGCAAGUGGCCCUAAAAGGGUCAAACGCCUGGACGGGCCAAUUUGUCAGAGUUUGAAGUUAAACGACAAUUGUACGCGCUUGUUGUUCCAGAGCUUUAAUUUAUCAAAGUAUGUAUUCCUAUGUAAUCCAGUCUUUGAUCUAACAUUUCUUGACAACAGACCUUAUUCGAAUUAUAAAUCUAAAAUACCUAUAUUAUGAACAUUUUUUUUAUGUAUGUUUUUUUUAUUUUUAAGGUCCAAAGUAAAGCACAAUUACGUCAUUGGGAAAAUCAAUGAUAAUAAGAUUAAUAGGACUACCGAAACACAGGUACUUUUAUUUACAUCAUGUACUUAUACUCCGAAAACCAUUUUAUGUGGCAAAGGUUUAGGUAAAUAAUAACUAUUUAAUAUUAUUUAUGCACUUUGUUUUACGAAAAUAAAAUCAUAACACAAUGCCGUUUAAUUUAUGUAGUUUAUCCAUCAAUUCAAGACUAGUGUAUAAUAAAUAUUGUUAAAAUGGCGUAAGUAGGUACUAAAAGGUGACAUGACAACCUCGGAUAUUUAAAAAAUGUGAAUGGUUGUGAAGCGACACGACUGAGGUACUUUUAUGAAGUAAAUAUUUUCGAAAUCAACCAUUAUAUAAUUUCUCGGUAAGGUCAAUACGGUUAAGUGUGUGAAACGGGGAAGUGUACCUGGCCUUCACAUUUGGUCUGUUUACUCUGUUUAAACGACGAUCAGUGUUUAUUGAGAGUUCAUACCUUUACCAGUAGUACUGAGUAGCAAGUAAAAGUAUGAAAAGUAUUCGUAAAAGCACCUGUGACAAUGAGUAAAAAAAACCGGCCAAGAGCGUGUCGGGCCACGCUCAGUGUAGGGUUCCGUAGUUUUCCGUAUUUUUCUCAAAAACUA